UUUAUCAACAAAAUGGCGUCUGCCGGAGGAGUAAGAAUUAUUGAAAAUGAUACACGAUUUAGUUCUCAACUCAUGAUGAAUAGUGCUAAGGGAGUGCUAAUGGUUGCGAAUUUUAGAGCAUCAUGGUGUCCGCCAUGCCAAGCUAUCGCACCUAAGUUUCAAGAAUUAAGUUUCAAGUAUAAUUCGGCUAUCUUUUUGGAAGUUGAUGUUGAUGCUUGCAAGGCAACAAGCAAUCGUUACAACGUCUCCGCCACCCCAACUUUCAUUUUUUUUCGCUCUGGUAUUAAACUGGACAGGUGUCAAGGAGGUGAUGUGAAAGUUUUGGAAGAGAAAAUUAAGAAAUGGAUCGGCGACUUUAAGGAAGUUGGUGGUGGAUAUAUGGUGCUUUCUCCAUUAAUAAAUAAAUCUCAAUGCGAAUGUCUUAAUGAGAGUGAUGAUCAUACUUUGAAGAACAUUUUUGAAAAAGGAGAAAGUUCAUACUUGGAAAGUGACUGUGAUGAACAGAUGCUAAUAUCAAUAUCAUUCAAUCUGCCUGUUAAACUUCACUCUUUACAACUUUUUGCACCAGAUGAUGGAACUGCCCCAAAGACUGUAAAGAUAUUUAUAAAUCAGACAAGGACACUUGGUUUCGAUGAGGCAGAGAAGACUGCGUUUGUUCAAGAGUUAAAUCUUACAGCUGAAGAUGUUCUUGAAGAUGCCCAAAUUCCGUUGAAGUUUGUCAAAUUUCAAUAUGUUCAAUCCGUCACACUCUUUAUCAAAGACAAUCAGGGCGAUCAAGAUACAACAAUUAUUAACUCUUUGUCUUUCAUUGGCACCACAGUUGAAGCUGCAAACAUGAAUGAUUUCAAAAGGGUUGCUGGGAAGGAAGGGGAAGUUCAUGGUUGAUUGCACAUCUGUGCUUCUGCUUGCACCGAGUGGCAAAAUUUAAGUAUAGAGUUUAAUCUGGCACGGGCAAAGUUCAACCAUGUUACUGUUAACAUUUCAGAACAUAAAUUGACGUUCCUGCGAUUUUGUAAUUUCGUAGUGGAGAAUGUUUAUGCUUUUGUUUGCGCAUUCUUGAGCUGAGAAAUAUGGAUAAGUGAACUAUACAUUGACCUUAGAUGGUUGAAAUCGAGAUUGAAAGAACAGGAAAUAACUUAAAUAAAUUUUCUUUAACUCAAUGAGUUUUUUCAAUAAACACUUCAAGGGUCA
Xenia sp. Carnegie-2017 is the source of this 1191-nucleotide messenger RNA. Its product is annotated as thioredoxin-like protein 1. The transcript has 9 exons. Lineage: Eukaryota; Metazoa; Cnidaria; Anthozoa; Malacalcyonacea; Xeniidae. The record is from RefSeq and is a predicted model, not a curated record. Bases 13 to 885 code for a protein of 290 amino acids.